AUGCCGGCCAGCGGCAGCAGCGACAGUGUGGCCGACAUGAUGGCCAAGGCGGUCACGACCUCUGGCGACUUCUACGGUGGGCGCAACAGGGUGCAGGGCAUCCAAGACCGCAAGGACGCUGUUCGAGAGAAGCGCCGUGAGCAGAAGAACACGCUGUCGCAGUGGUACGGCAUGAAGAAGAAGCCGCUCAGCGAGGACCAGAAGCAAGAGAUUGAGCUACUCAAGUACCGCAACUUUGUGGACCCAGAGCGUCAGCACCAGGCACCCAAGAAGGCAGCCGGCGUAGGGGAGAGCGAGUUCAUGGAGUUCGGAUACUUUGCCGAUGUGGGGCGCAACAAACGUCGACGCUACAAGUCUUUCGCGGAUGAGUGGAUUGAAGAGAAUCCGCAGUUCGAAGGGGUGGUCGCUACACGUAUCAAGCGCAACACGAAGGCGAAUCAAAAGUCGAAGGCGGCCGCAGCGAAGAAGGCGGCGGUCGAGGCGGCCAAGGCGAAGGAGAAGCGCGUCUCGAAGCGCAAGUCCAAGCACGACGUGUUCUAG
This is a messenger RNA of Leishmania mexicana MHOM/GT/2001/U1103, 540 nucleotides long. RefSeq lists its product as hypothetical. The transcript has a single exon. NCBI's taxonomy places the organism in Eukaryota, Euglenozoa, Kinetoplastea, Trypanosomatida, Trypanosomatidae. The record is from RefSeq and is a predicted model, not a curated record. The coding region runs from base 1 to 540 and encodes 179 amino acids.